Hippopotamus amphibius kiboko is the source of this 5928-nucleotide messenger RNA. RefSeq names its product centrosomal protein 162 (gene CEP162). Lineage: Eukaryota; Metazoa; Chordata; Mammalia; Artiodactyla; Hippopotamidae. Gene Ontology annotation, cellular component: centriole; axonemal microtubule; centrosome. The transcript is spliced from 28 exons. Bases 395 to 4612 code for a protein of 1405 amino acids. The record is from RefSeq and is a predicted model, not a curated record. Gene Ontology annotation, biological process: cilium assembly.
GCCGCGACCACUCCAGACUGCGCUCAUGGAGCCGAAAAGACGCUAACCGCGGUCCCGCGGCGCCCGCGAGCCACGUGACCAGCUUGGGUCAUGUGACCCCGGAGCCCGGCGGCACAAGUCAGUUACCCUGGCAACUGGUGGGCCUCCUUAGACCUUCCGGGAAAGCGCGGAAUUCAGAAGCGAAGGAAGCUGGGGUCGGAGCUGCUUCAAGGAGUUACAGACCAGAAGUUGGCGCAGAUCCGGAGUUGGAUUCUUCAGGGAGACUGGGGAAGAGUUGAGCGUUGCAAGUCACCAUUGCAUAGUUUUUGUCGACCUUCCCUCCCUCCAAAAAAAACUGUUUCCAAUGUUGUAACUACUUUGGAAUAUUUACUUUGGGAAGGGAAAAUUAUUGCUAAUGGCCCACUAUUCCAAAAAAGAGCUGGAUGAAGAGUUUGAACAGUUCAUGAAAGAGCUUUCAGAUGAUUCUUUUGAAAAUUCAAAUAAAACACCUAGACAGCCUACAGGCAUGAAGAAGAAAGAUACAGUGCCAUGGUGGAUAACUGAAGAUGAACUUGAAGAUGGUGGACUGCUUGGAACAAAUGUAAGCUAUUUGAAAACAAAGAAGACUUCUCAGCCUAUUAUGGAAAUAGAAGAGAAAUCUGCUGAAAAGAUUCAGUUUCUUAAGAGUAGUGGAACCUCUAUCUUAAGUAUUGACAGCUUAGAAGCCAAUGAGGUGGUAGUUUCUGAGCUCAAUCAUAGUGUUCUUGGUUUGGGAUUGGACACAUUAGAAGAGCAAGAGGAAAAAGAGCAGUUUUUUGCCCGGCUUGAGAAAGGCUUAACAUCUUCCAUUGAUUAUUCAAGAUUAAAUAAAGAAUUGGAUUCUAAUGACUCCACACAUUUUAAAGCUUUACAUAGUUAUCAAGCUAACGUGGAACUAACUGAAGAUAAACACGAGAAUGAAUCAAAACAUGAAGAACUGGCAGAAAAUUAUAGUGAUGAUUUUGAAGAUGAAGAGGAUAUUGAUGCACCUUUGACUCCUAAAGAAGAGACUAAUUCCAAAGAAAAUUCCAAAUCAGAAAAAAUAAAUGUACCCAAACAGGAAGAAGAGAAAACUGGCAUGCUGGCUAAUGUAGUGCUGCUUGAUUCAUUAGACUCUGUUGCAGAGGUCAACCUUGAUGAACAGGAUGGAGCAACAACUAAGCCAAAGGCCCUGCCAGAUAUGACUGGUAAUGAAAUGACGGAAACAGGUGUUUCUUAUGGACAGAGCAAUAGCGACAUUGAAGCUCUACAUCAGGCUUAUUAUCAUAUUGCCUGUUCUUUGGGAGAUGCAGACGAACAAAGAACUGAGAGUAAUGCAGCAGAGAAUACCAAGAGCUCAGCGAAAGAUUGUCCUCAAGAAAAUGAAGGGUCCUCUAAAAACAUCUCUACUACAGAAUCUGAUCUGCCCACAGUAGAGGAGCUGAUGAAGCCCAUCCGAAUAGAUUCCUUUAGGGCCCGUGGCUGUGACUUACACCCUGCCAGCUAUAAGAAACUGGCUGAGAAUAAAGAAACUGAAUUUGUUAGCCCUUUACCCCUUAAGAUGAAUCCAAAUGUUAUGUCUCAGGAACCACGAACUGUGAACCAAUUUUUGGACAGAAAUGAAGAGAAUGUAGUUUUAGAAAAAGCAACAAAUGAAGGAACAGAACAUAACUGUCCAAGAGUAAAUACUGUGGAAGAACAAAUAGAUAAAAUGUACCUUGAUAUUUUGAAGAAAAAAAUAUCUGUUGGCCCUUCAUUAUUACCUCAGGAUGACAAAAUAAGUAAGACUUUUAGAUCUCAGCUCGAUUCUGGAGAAGCAGGGGCUGUAAUUGAUAAACAGCUACCAUACAAGAAGGCCAGAAGUGCCCCUCCUUUAUUUAAAAGAAAACCCCAGAGUGGACUGUAUGCAUCAGUUAGGAGCUCAGGGUAUGGCAAACCCAGUUCACCAUUCAAAACAUUUUCUAACCUUGAAAAGAAAACUUCAAAGGACACUAUGAAAAGUAAAAACUUGAGAUCCAUUCCUACCUCAAAUCAAGCUAGGAAAAAAGAAAUCUUAUCCGGAACAAAACUCAUCAAGCCUGCAGCUUUGGGUAAACCAGCUCCCCAAACUGAAAGUUGCCUGGCUACUCCUAAGAAGUCCGAAGGCCCCACCGAAACUGAUUCCCGUGUUCAGGUUCAGAAUGAUUCUUCAGGAUACCAUGGUGGGAACAAGGAGACAGAAUUGAUUAUGUUUAAGAGAGUUCAGGAAGCAGAGGAACAAUGGAGGGGUGCCCAGGCCCUAAUUGAGCAAAUUAAAGUCACAUUCUCAGAAAAGGAGAGGGAGCUGGAAAAUAAGAUGGAGGAACUAAAGAGACAACAGGAAAAGGAACUCUUCAGACUGAAUCAAGACAAUUAUAUUCUUCAAGCCAAGUUAAAUAGCUUUGAAGAAUCAAACAAAAAACAAAGGUGGUUGCACUUUGGAGAAACAACUGAUCCUGUCACUCAAGAAAAAUUGAAGGAAAUCCAAAAAGAAAUACAAGAACAAGAGACACUUCUUCAAGGGUAUCAACAGGAAAAUGAAAAACUGUAUAAUCAAGUGAAAGAUCUCCAAGAGCAAAACAAGAAAAAUGAGGAGCGAAUGUUCAAGGAAAACCAGAGUUUAUUCAGUGAGUUAGCUGCCUUAAAAGAACAGAUGCACAAAAGCCGUUUCCUGUCUGAAGUAGUUGAAGAUUCAGAGCCCACCAGAAACCAGAAUUUUACAGAUCUAUUAGCAGAACUACGGGUGGCACAGAAAGAAAAAAACAGUUUACUGGAAGACAUCAAAAGACUGAAGCAGGACAAACAGGCUCUUGAAGUAGACUUGGAGAAAAUGAAGAAAGAGAGAGACCAAGCCAAAGACCAGGUUGCAUACGCCACAGGUGAAAAAUUAUAUGAAAUAAAAAUUUUAGAAGAAACACAUAAACAAGAAAUCAGUCGUCUGCAAAAAAGAUUACAGUGGUAUGCCGAAAAUCAGGAACUUCUGGAUAAAGAUGCAGUUCGGCUUAAAGAAGCAAAUGAAGAAAUUGAGAAGCUGAAACUUGAGGUUGAGAAACUGAAAGCUGAAUCUGGAAAUCCAUCCAUCCAGCAGAAGAUACGUUUAAAAGAAAAAGCAGCUGAUACCAAAAAAAUUCAGGAUCUAGAGCGACAAGUGAAGGAAAUGGAAGGAAUUCUAAAGAGACGAUAUCCCAAUUCUUUGCCUGCUUUAAUAUUGGCUGCAUCAGCAGCUGGUGAUACAGUGGAUAGAAAUACAGUGGAGUUUAUGGAAAAAAGGAUAAAAAAACUUGAAGCUGAUCUGGAGGGCAAAGAUGAAGAAGCAAAGAAAAGCCUUCGUACCAUGGAACAGCAGUUUCAGAAAAUGAAGAUUCAGUAUGAGCAGAGACUGGAGGAGCAGGAGCAGCUGCUUGCCUGCAGAUUGAAGCAGGCAGCCCAGGACCAACAUGACAGCUCCUCCAGGGCUGCAGCACUAGAGAAGGAACUGGAUGACAUUAAGGAAGCCCAUCAGGUCACUGUAAGAAACCUUGAAGCUGAAAUAGAAGUUCUUAAACAUCAGAAUGCUGAAUUGGAGCUCAAGAAGUAUGAUAAGAAUGAUAGAGAUUUCCAGUCUAUAGAAUUUCAGGUGGAACAGGCUCAUUCUAAAGCUAAACUGGUCAGACUCAAUGAGGAGCUGGCCGCAAAGGGGAGAGAGAUACAGGACCUUUCGAAAACUGUGGAGAGGCUUCAGAAGGAGAGGAGAAAGAUGCUCUCUAAUCAGCACUCUAAGGCUAGAGAGGAAAUGACUGCCAAAAGGGUCAAGAAAGAUGUUCUGCACCCAGGUAAAGGAAAUGCUAACUCCUAUGGAACCCUGGAGGAAAAGCUUUACCAACCACAUACUUUUACUGAUUCCGAUACUUCAGAGGUUGUACAAGAAAACUGCAGAUUGAAAAAUGAACUGGAGAGAUUAACUGUGGAGAGGAAUGAGCUGAAGAUGAAAUCUGACAUAGCAAUGAACCAAUUUGAAAACUCCAUGAAAAGGUUCAAGGAAGAAACUGCAGCACACAUCACAUCCCUCAAAGUAUCUCAUCAAAGGGAAGUAGAGAAACUCCUUUGCCAAAAUGCAGUCGAAAAUUCUUCUUCCAAAGUAGCCGAACUAAAUCGUAAAAUAGCAACUCAAGAGGUACUUAUAAAACAUUUCCAAAAUCAAGUUAAUGAGCUGCAGGGUAAACAAGAGUCUCUCAUAGUUUCUCAAGUUCGAGAAGAAAUCCUACAGAAAGAGAUUACAAAACUCUUGGAAGAAUUGAAAGAAGCCAAAGAAAACCAUACACCAGAGAUGAAACAUUUCAUGGUCUUAGAAAAGAAAAUUAAGCAGGUGGAAAUGAGACAUGAGCAAAGAGAGCAGGAGCUUCAACAGAUAAUACAGCAGACACACCAAGUAGUAGAAACAGAGCAAAACAAAGAAAUUGAGAAAUGGAAAAGACUUGCACAGCUGAAGAAUCGUGAGCUGGACAAGUUCCGCAUGGAGUUAGACUCGAUUUUGGAUGUUCUCCGAGAGCUGCACCGGCAGGGGGUGGUCGUGCCAGUUGCUUUGGCAGAAGAAGUGAACACACCAGCGUAUUACUAGAAACUCGCGUGUCACGUGACCUCAAGAGAGGUCUGAUGAUGGGUGAGGUCCCUGUUAGAAGGAGGCUUUUGAAAAACGUGGUCCAGUAUGUUGCUGGAACACAAAAGCAACAUUUCAAAAUAAAUUACCCUUUACCAAUUAGGAAAAAAAAAAAGGCAGCAUUAAUGGUGUAUUUUACUGAAAAUCAUUAACCAGUCACAUUUUAAAUAAUUUACGGACAAGUCCCUUUAUGUCAGAUGAUUAGAACUAGUGAGAUUUAUUGAGAAAGGUCUCACCUACAUGCUAGAUAUGCAAAGAAACCAAAAUUGCAAAUAAUUUGCUAGUAUUGACUAAGUGUAUACUCUUCAUUCUCGGCCAGAAGAACAACUCCUCUUUCUCACAGAAACACAGGGAAGAAUGUGAGCACAGUAGCUCGGACAGUCACCAGAGUAGUGGUGCUUCUGUGAUCAUUUUGAUGAGAGUUGCAACUUCUGUGCAAGUAGUGAACUCUCAUGUUCUCCCAGAUUUCCACUCCUACUUCUAGAUACCUCAUUUUGCACCUUGUACAUAUUUCACAGGUAAUAGGGGAAUUUGAUUUAUUCACUGUUUUAAUCUUUUAUGCUAUGUGUCUUAAAUGCCAGUCCCUUUUUUAUAACUGUUAUAAACCAAAUAUAACAUUUUUACUUCAUUUAAAAAGUAAAUAUGUGUUCACUAGAAAAAAUUAAAAGCAUGUAUGAAAACAGCCAGAUUAUUCUUUUAUUUUACAAUUCCAUUUCCAAAAGCAGAUAUUGGGCAUAAAAGAUACUGGUAAAUUAAAGCUGUAGCUACUUUGUUUACAAAUGUUUUGACCCAGUGCUGCUCAAUAGAAGGAUCAUGUGAGCCACAUGUAAUUUUAAAUUUUCUUGUAGCUACAUUUAAAAAGAUAAAAAGAAACAAAUGAAGUUAAUUUUGGUAAUUUAUGUAAUAUGUCUAAAAUAACAAUAUAAAAUUGGGUUUUUACAUUCUUUUUUUCAUACCAAAUCUCCAAAAUCUGUCAAGUUUUCCACUUACAGCACAUCUCAGUUUAAAUUCCAAGCGCUCAAUACCUACAUGCCAGCAAGUGCAAUUCUAGAAUAAUCAUUACAAAGUGAAAUACUUCAUAAAGGACAGGUGAGAUAGAUCUUAGUGAAACUAUAGGUAGCAAAUGUGAAAUGUGGAAAUUAAAUAUAAGGAAUGCAAUUAAUGUCUUAAUGUCCAGAAUUUUUAAUGUCCUUUUCCUAAGAGAGUAGAAAGCAUUAAUUGUCACUUGUUAUUUUUUUAUGUGAAAGAAUUUUAAGUUAUAAUAUAAACUAUUUUGG